UGCUGCCGAGGCUGCAGCAGCCAGUGCAGCAGAAUGAAUGUGUGAGAGGGGAUAAGUCGCCUGAGCCCAGCCUGUGCUUCUCCUGCCCUGCUCUGUCUUCAUUCACCGGCUCCAGGAGCGACACUGAGCGAAACAGAUGCGCUGCUAGCGAAAGGGAGUCCUGCCCUGGAUCUAUCGCUGUGUGUCCGCCUCCCUCGAGGAAAAUGGUCAACAAAGACAUGAAUGGAUUCCCAGUCAAGAAGUGUUCCGCUUUUCAGUUCUUUAAAAAGAGGGUACGAAGAUGGAUUAAGAGCCCUAUGGUUAGCAUGGAAAAACAUCAGGCCAGCAGCCUCAAAUACCCGGGGUCCACUGUGAUGCAUAUACCUCAAGGGGAGCCUGACAUUGAGGCUCCGUUAUGUCAGAUGUGCUUCGGUGAUCACGCUUUUCCAAGAGGGAUUGUCCCACAGGACACGGAGUCGUGUUCCUGGGAAGACCACAGAAGCUGCAAAGUGAACGAACUUUACAGUAAAGAAGAUCUGUUGGCUCAACCUGAUCAGAGAACUUUCUGGACUAAUGAUGACUCAGCUUUCAUGAAACAGAGACGAAUGGGGCUGAAUGACUUCAUUCAAAAGAUAGCCACCAACUCCUACGCAUGCAAACACCCUGAAGUUCAAUCUAUUUUGAAGAUCUCCCAGCCUCAAGAGCCUGAACUUAUGAAUGCCAAUCCUUCUCCUCCACCCAGUCCAUCCCAGCAGAUCAACCUUGGCCCUUCUUCUAACCCACAUGCUAAACCAUCAGAUUUCCAUUUCCUGAAGGUCAUUGGAAAAGGCAGCUUUGGGAAGGUUCUUCUUGCAAGGCACAAGGCAGAAGAGCACUUCUAUGCAGUAAAAGUCCUCCAGAAGAAAGCAAUCCUGAAAAAGAAGGAGGAGAAACACAUAAUGUCAGAACGCAACGUCCUACUGAAGAACGUGAAGCACCCUUUCCUGGUGGGACUCCACUUCUCCUUCCAGACUGCAGACAAGCUGUAUUUUGUCCUAGACUACAUCAAUGGUGGAGAGUUGUUCUACCAUCUCCAGAGGGAACGUUGCUUCCUGGAGCCAAGAGCUCGUUUUUAUGCUGCUGAAAUCGCCAGUGCACUGGGUUAUCUGCAUUCACUGAAUAUAGUUUACCGGGACUUGAAGCCAGAGAACAUUUUGCUGGAUUCUCAAGGCCACAUCGUCUUGACUGACUUUGGACUCUGCAAAGAGAACAUAGAACACAAUGGCACAACUUCCACAUUUUGCGGCACUCCUGAGUACCUUGCCCCCGAAGUCCUUCACAAGCAACCCUAUGACCGGACUGUUGACUGGUGGUGCCUUGGGGCCGUUUUGUACGAGAUGCUUUAUGGACUGCCCCCUUUCUAUAGCAGAAACACAGCAGAAAUGUAUGACAACAUCUUGAACAAACCUCUGCAGCUGAAGCCAAAUAUUACCAACUCUGCAAGACACCUUUUGGAAGGUCUUCUACAAAAGGACAGGACCAAGAGGCUGGGUGCAAAGGAGGACUUUAUGGAGAUUAAAAACCACAUCUUCUUCUCCCUAAUUAACUGGGAUGAUCUCAUUAAUAAGAAGAUUACACCCCCUUUCAACCCAAAUGUGAGUGGCCCCAAUGACCUGCGGCACUUUGACCCUGAGUUUACAGAUGAGCCUGUCCCGAACUCCAUUGGCCAGUCUUCAGACAGCAUCCUCAUCACUGCCAGCGUCAAGGAAGCUGCUGAAGCAUUUCUGGGCUUCUCCUAUGCCCCUCCCAUGGAUUCUUUCUUGUGAAUUUCUAUUAUAGUGAUCUGUUUGUACUUUUUCUUCAUUUAAUAAUGACCCUUCUGUUGGCCUUCUGUGUAAGCUGCCAGUUUGUCCGGUCACCUUCAAAAAGGAGAGGGAUUUUUUUCUUUUGCACAUCUUCUCACUGUGUGGCAGCUUUGCAGCCUUAAUUUCAACUGCGUUUUUUAUUUUAUUUUUCUGGAAGCUUUUGUUGUCGUUCCUGCCGUUCAUUUGGAAGAGCACAUUCUAACUACUUUUAAAUGAACUUGCAAAACAUUUCAACUUCCAGUUCUUCCCACCCACCAAAGUGGUGCUAUCGCCUUUAGAAGGAAAGAAGGAAGAAUCUACUGCUGCCAUAGACUGCCAUAGAUUGUAAGCUUAAGAACAACAUGCUGUGUGCACCCCCCUUUCCCCCUCCCCCCUUUUUUGAGAGACUGUUCUGAAAAGCCUAGCUUGAAGAUCUUUCUGGAUAUGAUGGGGAUGAUUUUACGAAAACGUGCCUUUCCCCCCCUGAGAUCUUGUGAGCUCCAAAGCUUUUCCUGUCACAAGAGUGUUUCCUGAUUUACACGUGUGUUUCUUUUGUGUGUAUGUGCGAGUUUGCUAUGAGGACAAUGGUGUCAGUGUGGUAUGCACAUUUUUCAGAUGGACUUUGUUCAGAAGCAUCAGUGCGACACUUGCAGGACACUACAAUGGGGGGCAUUGUUCGUUCCUUCCAUAUUUGGAAGACAAUAAAUUAAUAUGUGUAGAUAGAUUAUUUUUUUAAAGGAAAAAAAUGUAAAAAUUAAUAAUGUUGGGCUUCAAUGACUAGUACCCAUAAUGCUUGAAAGAAAGCAUUGCUGCUAUGGAAAAAUAUAUAAAUAUAUAAAUAUUUCUAUUUUUAGAAUGGGUUUCUAGGGACCAAAAUGCCCCAGCUGCAGUCUAUCAAAGCUGUUGGUUUAUUUCAUUAUCAUUUUUUUUGGUUCAUCUGUAAAACUGGGCAUUAUUUAUGGUUUGUAUUUUUUUCAUUCCUGGUUGUACGUAUUUGUAAAAAGACUUGUACAGUUGGUUGCAAUAGUAGAUGUAUAUUUAAAAAGGAAAAAAACCUUUAAAGGCUUAUAAUGUGUACCACUAUUAUAAUGUAAUUUACAGGGUUAUUAUACAAUAUGUAUAAUUUUUGUGACCAAACCCAUUGGUUUGCAGUAAAAUCUUGGACAAUAUUUCUAUAAA
Lacerta agilis (Sand lizard) is the source of this 2981-nucleotide messenger RNA. It is a transcript of the gene SGK1, whose product is annotated as serum/glucocorticoid regulated kinase 1. Lineage: Eukaryota; Metazoa; Chordata; Lepidosauria; Squamata; Lacertidae. Gene Ontology annotation, biological process: protein phosphorylation. The transcript is spliced from 14 exons. Gene Ontology annotation, molecular function: ATP binding; phosphatidylinositol binding; protein serine/threonine kinase activity. The record is from RefSeq and is a predicted model, not a curated record. Bases 204 to 1784 code for a protein of 526 amino acids.